AUGCUGGAACCCUUCUUUGCUCCGCCUGUUCCAUCGGUUGACCCGCAGCCGCUUAUCAUCAAGACAAAGCCACGAGCUCGCAGACCAAGUCCUCGCCAACAGGGUCCUAAAAAGUUUGAGUUUGUGUCUUCGGGUCCCGUUGGGAAACCUGCGCCCGAGUCUCGAAAGUUCAUCCGUAGCCAUGUCAUGCGUGGAAAGAAUACCAAGAAGACCUUGACAGUGCUACCAAAACAAGACGAUGUUGAAGAAAUUCAUCGUCCUGCCCCAUUGGCCGUCACAAACUUGACUGAAGACUCCUUAUGGACCGUCGGACAUACCCACUCUCGUGGUGACAGAGCUUGGAUCCAGUCUCCGUCUCUCAUCGCUCAUCUGAUCAAACCUCCUCCCGAUCUAGAACUUUUUACGUUCGCUACCCCACUCGACCAAAAAUCUCAAUAUCUUGUCUGGAGAUUUCUAACCACCAUAAAAGAAACCCUUUACCCAGCAGAAUGGUGCGUCGACUCGGAUUUCCAAAAAGCAUGCUGGUUCCAAUGGCUUCUAGAAGAUCCAGCCUACUUACACUGUGUCUGCUUCAUGGUCAGCGCCUAUCAAGACCUCAUCGCGGCCCGAGGUCGCGGAAAGCACAAUGAGGGUUGGGGUGGGGAGUGUUCUACCUCGACGAGGAACAGGCUGCGACAUACCAUCAGGUUAUUGCAGGAUAGACUGGAAGACCCCAAAAAGCAAAUGGAUGAUACUACGACUGCUACUAUUAUAUCCCUGGCUACGAUGGCUGAUGCUAUGGAUGAUGCACAUGCUUUUGAGGCGCAUUCUAAUGGGCUGCGGCGGAUUGUAAGAAUGAGAGGUGGUUUGCAGGCAUACACACAUAACCGUCAACUUCAGAUCAAGCUAUGUCGCGUCGAUCUUGGAUGGUCCAUAAGAAACGGCUGCAAACCCGAAAUCUACAAUGGCAGACCAACAUGGGAACCCCUCCUCGAAGCCUUUGGAACCGUCGCAUGCUCUUUCGAGAUCCAAGAGCCAUCCCUCAACUUUAUGACCAUGUACUACACCUGGGACUGGCGCCUCCAAAACGCCUUCAAAGACCUCCGCGACUUUUCCGCUCUAGCCAACAAACUCUCCCCGGGGGCUCAAAAGCUCAAACCCGAAGCCUUUCAAGAAAUCAUGCUCUCGAUCCAAUACAGAUUACUGCAGCUUGACUUUUCCUCCGACCCAGAUCCUUUACAAGAAGCGCUCCGCAUCGGCCUUCUAGCAUACGAGUCAACCAUGUUUUUACAGAUGCAGGGGACUAAACUAAAGUCGGAGUCUUUUGAACUUCAGUUUCGAGAGGCGAUACAGGGUAUACCUGUGCAGGGAGAAGCUGUCGCGAAUGUUAAGCUUUGGCUUUUGCUUGUUGGGUCGAUGAUUGUUUUUGAGGGGAGUGAGGAGUGGCUUGUGCAAUCUAUUCGGAGUCUUGCAGGGAGGCAGGGUUGGGAUGAGGUGAGGAGGCGUGUGAGUGAGGUUAUGUGGAUUGAUGUGAUUCAUGAUGGACCUGGUAGAGAGGCGUAUCAGGCGGCGCAGGUUUGUGACCAUUAA
Molecule: messenger RNA, 1569 nt
Organism: Fusarium poae
Lineage: Eukaryota; Fungi; Ascomycota; Sordariomycetes; Hypocreales; Nectriaceae
Exons: 4
Coding region: 1-1569 (522 amino acids)
Source: RefSeq, a predicted model, not a curated record